GGAGUCAUACAGCGUUUAGUUUAUCUUAUCGCCGACGGAAAAAGUUCUUGGGAGCUAAGUAAGUAGCUCUUCUGCCCCCGAGAAGGAAACCAUCGUCCGCCUUUUCAUGUUGGGUUCAACCAUGAGCUUAUCCUAGAGUCUCUCAUUAGAAUUAACUCUUCACUCCUACGAUCUUCAGAGUAUACAUAAUCUAACCCUCACCCAAUGCCUCCUCCACACGCUUACUCUCAUUUGCGGGCCUAUCUGCGUCUGUCCGGAGCUCCAGCGCGCACUGUGAAUUCUCUAUCCUCUAUUCGACAUGCCUCCUUAACCUCAGCAAUUGAUCGAGGGAUCCGCAAAUCCCGCAACGUCGAAUCGCCAUCAUUCUCACGCCGCGAUCGUCCCUCUGAGAGGGAGGAUCGUGGCCGUCCGGAGAAGGAAGAUUUCCGCCGUCGUAAUCAUCAUCGCAGACAGGACGAACAACAGGAAUCAAAAGAUGUCGAAUUCGACGAGGACGAAUUCAUCCGGUCGGGAAACUUCCGCGCCCUUCCUCGAGAGUAUCAGGCACCAAGGGUAUCUCGUUUCAGAGGAAAUGGAGACUCAUACGGGAAUAAACCGUCAUCGCAUCAUCGCAAAACCUACGAAGAGGAUCGUUUCUCGUUAUCGAAGAAUCGAGAUAAUAAUAAGGACAAGAGGGAGAAGGAGAAGGAGAAGGAAAAGUAUGAACUUCGAGAACCUCGAUAUACAGACUCGCGACCUGAACGGGUGAAAGCCCACGUGAAGAUCCCCGAGACGAUUCCUUACACGACACCAGCGUCGGAAUUCAUCUACGGUACUACCUCCGUCGAAGCCUGUCUUCGGUGCUCGCGCCGCCAGCUAUACAAACUCUACAUCUAUCAGUCCGUCGAUGAAGAACUCUCCCAGACAAAGAUCACUCUUCGGAAACUGGCCCUUUCCAGGGGCGUCCCCGUCAAAAUGGCCUUUGGCGGCUGGGACCGUCUCCUGGACAAGAUGAGCGCCGGACGACCGCAUAACGGAGUGAUUCUGGAAGCAUCGCCCAUCCCGCGCUUACCAGUGACGAGUCUCGAUGCCGUUUCUUCACCGGAAACAGACCAUUUCACAGCAUCGCUAGCUCCGCAAUCUCGCGAAGAAGCCGCCGUGAACGGGACAGAUAAUCGCAUCUCCAAGAUAUCACCGAUCCAAACCCUCCCACAGACCGAGACUCCAACAAACUAUUACCCUCUCACCCUCCUCCUCGACGGUAUUCUCGACCCUGGCAAUCUAGGGGCCAUCCUCCGCUCCGCAUACUACCUUGGCGUCUCCGCCGUCUGCUUCACAGGCCGAAACUCUGCCCCCCUCUCCCCCGUGACUAUCAAAGCCUCCGCCGGCGCAGCAGAGAACAUGACCCUGCUCAAGGUCAACAACGCCGUAGACUUCAUCAAACAAAGUCGCCGGAAUGGCUGGCGCUUCUACGCCGCUGACGCCCCCGGUCCUGGUACCGCAAUGUCCUCGAACGUCCUCGCAGACGGCUCUGGUCGUGCAGGAACGCUUUUGCAACAAGCACCAUCGGUGCUUAUGCUCGGAUCUGAGGGCACGGGUCUCAGUCCGCACGUCAAGGCCCAUGCGGAUUCCUUUGUCGGGAUUCCUGGUGCUCGACUUGGUCUCGAGGGCGAUCUCACGGCUGAUCCUGCACGGGUUGACAGUCUGAACGUCAGUGUUGCUGCGGCAUUGUUGAUCGAGAUGUUUAUGCGAACUCCGCUUGUCGUGUCUGAAAACCAUAAGAAUUGAUCCAAAAAUCGAGGCACGGGAGUAGAAGCAUAAAAUAUCAAAAGGAUAUCCUCCGAUGACAUGAAGUUUCAAUUUGAUGUGGACUACUCGCAUUUGCAUUGACUCGGCGUUUACUCGUUCUGGGGAGGGAGCCAACUCCCGCGGCUUGUGACUAAUUAGUACUACCAGUCAUUCUUCCGUU
This is a messenger RNA of Paecilomyces variotii, 1948 nucleotides long. RefSeq names its product Alpha/beta knot methyltransferase. Gene Ontology annotation, biological process: rRNA methylation. Gene Ontology annotation, molecular function: RNA binding; RNA methyltransferase activity. Bases 205 to 1767 code for a protein of 520 amino acids. Gene Ontology annotation, cellular component: mitochondrion. The transcript has a single exon. The record is from RefSeq and is a predicted model, not a curated record. Lineage: Eukaryota; Fungi; Ascomycota; Eurotiomycetes; Eurotiales; Thermoascaceae.